AUGUAUUCAUUUUUUCACCAGACUCAAAAAAGACGAUUGUACUCUCAAUUACGGUUUAUCACCACCGCUACCCCAAAAGCACAGACACAUCCGGAUACUGAAUUGGAUUCCGCACUCAAAUAUUGUAUUGAUCUCGUUAGGCAGGAUAAUGAUUUAAUUUCUUAUCGCCAUAGCAUCGUCACCCUGAAACAUGAUUAUGAGAAUUAUCUUAUAUCAGCAUUCUAUCCCAAAGAAGUCAGGCCCGCUCAUGUCGCCAUACGAGCAUUCAAUUUAGAAAUCGCAAUGGUGAGAGAAAAUGUGAGUAAUGCUCAAAUUGGGAGCAUGAGAAUGCAGUUCUGGCGGGAGGCCAUCGAUGGUGUAUUCAAGGGUAAUCCGCCAAAACACCCAAUUGCUUUG
Paraglomus occultum is the source of this 396-nucleotide messenger RNA. The record is from the annotation of a GenBank genome assembly. NCBI's taxonomy places the organism in Eukaryota, Fungi, Glomeromycota, Glomeromycetes, Paraglomerales, Paraglomeraceae.